Molecule: messenger RNA, 495 nt
Organism: Rotaria socialis
Lineage: Eukaryota; Metazoa; Rotifera; Eurotatoria; Philodinida; Philodinidae
Source: the annotation of a GenBank genome assembly
AUGUUAUCCACAUCUCAAGAGUUCACUUCUAGAAUAUUACAAUAUUCAUAUUAUAUGAUAAAUGGUAUGAAUGUUAAAUAUGCAAGAAGGUGGAUAGAUCCAAUAAGUUAUGGAGUUAAUGGUACUUCACCUGGAUUUUUAGCAAACUCAUUUCAUAAUGGAUUAGCAAUGCUAUCAUCUAACUUUUACCCUAACUUAGCAAGUACAUUUGUAGGGAGUCCAGUAGAGAGAGCAGACUCAUCAUGGGAGGUAAGCCCAUAUACAUGGACUACUCAAUCUCACUAUCAACCAUUUCCUAAGAACUUCUCAACAGGUCCAAACUCAAAUGGUUUAGGUGUAUGGAAUGCUUGUUCCCAAUAUGCAAGUAUAUCAGGAGAAUUAGCAAUAUACAAUGAUGGAGCAGAUACAGUAAAAGCUUCAGACGUAGAUCAUAUAUCAAUAUUUGAUGUAGAAAUAAACUUAUACAUAACAUUCUGUAAUAAUACUGGUAUAUAA